This is a messenger RNA of Lepisosteus oculatus (spotted gar), 4552 nucleotides long. It is a transcript of the gene gxylt1b, whose product is annotated as glucoside xylosyltransferase 1b. The record is from RefSeq and is a predicted model, not a curated record. Gene Ontology annotation, biological process: protein O-linked glycosylation via N-acetylgalactosamine. Gene Ontology annotation, molecular function: UDP-xylosyltransferase activity. Lineage: Eukaryota; Metazoa; Chordata; Actinopteri; Semionotiformes; Lepisosteidae.
UGAACUGUUUCUGAAUGUCUGCUUUCUAGCUUCUUCCUCCCAGAAGCCAGUGCUGCCUACUAGCUUGACAGUCGUGGAGGAGGAGGUAGUAGUUUCUCUGGUGUCUGCGGUAACCAUAGGCAGUUGUAAGGCUUGCCUCUGUCGCUCUUCUCAUGUUGGGAAUUUUAGUUUAGAAAUUAACGUUUGUUUGUUUUUGUUUUUGUUUUUCAUCGAAAUGCGGCGAUAUCUGCGUGUGCUGCUUGUGUGCAUAGUGUUUGCCUUCUGCUCUAUUUUGUAUGUGUUCAGUGUACUCGCCUCCUCACUGGAAGCACAAGUCGGAGAGACGGGGAGGAAACCGCAGCACAGAACUGCUUUUCUGCAGGGGGACAGCGGGCACGGAGUCAGGAAAGGAGCGGGAAAAACAGGCCCCCAGAAACCGAGCUCGUACGACAGGUGUAAGAGUUUGUCAGUGUCUUACUGGAAUCCCUAUUGGAGACCGCCCCCUGGUGUUUGUGGAAUGAACUGCUUUAUGGAAUCGGCUUUUAGAUACGUGAAUAAAGAGCCAGGUGACUCUGAAGUGUCCAAGAAUUCUCCCAAACCAAUGCAUCUUGCAGUGGUGGCCUGUGGACAGAGGCUAGAAGAGACUGUUACAAUGCUGAAGUCUGCUGUCAUUUUCAGCUUAAAACCUCUGCAGUUUCACAUCUUUGCAGAAGAUCAGCUUCAUGGGAAUUUUAAAGAAGUGCUGGAGUCAUGGCCACAGCAGUUUCGACUGAAGUUUAACUACACGGUUUACUCCAUCACAUUUCCCAGUGAGAAUGCAGCCGAGUGGAAGAAACUGUUCAAGCCCUGUGCUUCACAGAGGCUCUUUCUGCCUAUAAUCCUUAAGGACGUGGACUCUUUGCUGUAUGUUGACACAGACAUUUUAUUCCUACAGCCGGUAGAUGAGAUUUGGUCUUUUCUCAGUAAAUUUAACUCUACUCAGAUUGCUGCCAUGGCUUCAGAGCACGAAGAGCCCCGUAUUGGAUGGUAUAACCGGUUUGCCAGGCAUCCUUUUUAUGGAAAGACUGGCGUGAACUCCGGUGUAAUGCUAAUGAAUAUGACUAGGAUUCGACAAAAACAUUUUAAGAAUGAUAUGACUACUGUUCAUCUUCAUUGGGAUGAGCUGUUAAUGCCACUACUUCGAAAGUACAAGCUGAACAUAACCUGGGGAGACCAAGACUUGUUAAACAUCAUCUUUCACCACAACCCAGAGAGUCUCUUUGUGUUCCCUUGCCAAUGGAACUAUCGCCCUGACCACUGUAUUUAUGGAAGCAACUGCAUACCAGCUGAAGAAGAAGGAGUGUUCAUUCUUCAUGGAAAUCGGGGUGUUUAUCAUGAUGAAAAACAGCCUUCUUUCAGAGCUGUAUAUGAAGUCAUUCAAAAAUACACACUUGGAGAAGAUCCAGUUGAUGCCCUACUGAGACCCCUUGAAGAACAAUUGCAAAGAACAACUCAUAGUUAUUGUGGAAGAGUCAGACAUUUAUUCACAAAGAAAUUGCAGGAGACUGUAAAGACUAUCCAAGGUACUAUCCCAAGAGGAAGGUGAUGUUUUCAAGGUAUCUCUACAUGAUGAUCUGCUCUUGGCUUCAGGAACAUGAACCUAUAAUAUGUGACUAAUGCAGAGGUUUUGGGGUCUCUGAAAUUGUGUCAUAUAUUUUACGAGGAAACAUCAUUCCAAUGUUUUGGAAGUUUAAGAAAAAGAAGCAGCUUUUUUGCUCCUUUCUUAACAAUAGGCAGUGAGAAGUAUUGCUAGUUUGUAAGGAGUUGGGGUCUACUCAGUUUGCGAUUUCAUAGAUCUCAAGGAGGUCAUGAAGUAAGAGUUUGACAAUGAAAAUAACUUUAGUAAUAAAGUUACUAAGUAAUAAGUGAUCUGAUAUAUCAGUUGAAACCAUCUUUACAAUGAGUAGACUGAAUUACAAUCAUCAGGUCUUUGUCUACCAUUUAUUUUGUCCAUAAAAAGCUUUCAAGUGACUCAAGUUAAAUUGGAAGAACAUAAUUUUAUAAGGCUGCAUGAAGCUUACAUUAAGUUUUAAAGCAGGAACCUUACAUGCAGAUGUCGGUAAAUGAUUUGUUCAUCUCUUCAUGUGAUUUUUGAUUUCUUCAGAAAUUGGUUCUUUUACCAGUUGAUCGUCCAGAAUCUACAAAAAAUAUUUUAGAACUUCAUUUUUAACAGCCAAAAUAACAAGUAUAUCUUACUGUAUGCAUUUUUAUUAACUCGUUGGCUGAGAAGGCAAUGAUCUAUCCGUUUUUCUUAAACUGUUACUUUAACUAUCAUCUGUUAAUUCCGCAAUUGUCAUAGGCUCUACAAAAGGCUCUCUAAAGGCAUUUUACAGAGAAAAAACAUAUUGAUAUUUCUCUGCAAAUUAAGUAGACUCUAACUAAGAAGCACUAAUCUGCACAGCUGGCAAAUUGAAACAUUUGGCAGUUGUGUGUUAUGAUGCUUCAUAAUAUGAAGAGGUUACUUGACAAUCAUUUUCUCUAAGGUGGAAAAAAACUAUCGAAGACCUCUUGAAAUACAUGGUAUCACUUUUGGUGAAUGAAAGUCUGUUCUUCUGUUAUAUGGGCAUAUACAUUUAUUCAAAUCUUUGAAAAGUAUCAAUAGGUAUUUUGGUCACUGAACUUUUGAGUGCAGGUCCUGCAAAGGAAAAAGUAAAAAGAGAAAAGGGAAAGGCUACAUUUCUUAAAAUGAAUGAAAUAAUGCAUUUAAAGAAUAUUAAAAUAUCAGAAUAAUUCUUGUCAAAGUGCAGUUUUCAGAUUAUUAUUUUUAGCAUUAUUUUAGAGCUUAACUCAUCCUGUUCAAGUGGAAAAUUUCACAUCACAACAGCAAGUAUAUUUAAUAUUGUGAAUAGCUGUUUUCCCAUUCUUUAAACACAAAAGCAUAAAUAUUCAAUUAUUAAAUUAAAACCAGAAAUUUAAUCCUGUCAUAAAUUCAUAAAUAUACCAACAUAAGAAGCAACACAAUUACAUAUUUCUUAAAUACCAUUUGUGACAGAAGAAUAUUCAGAAAACACAAUUGUGUGCUAAUUAAUGCCAUUGAAGCAAACACAUCCAUUUAGUAAAUCUUUAUGUAUUGGCUUUAAAAACAAAACUGGUUUCAUGUGUAGUUUUGUCUCAUAAUCAAUGGAAAGCAGUUUACAUAUUGACCCUUGUUAAGAAAUUCCUUGUCAUUUCUAGCUAGACUUGAAGCUUGAAUUUUUUAUGAGGACAGAAAGCCCAAGGUUUUGUGUUCCACAAGUAUAGAUAAAAUGCAUUUUUCUCCAUCUCACAGGCAUUUUCUUGUCUAAUGUACAGCAUAAUUUAGAAUCACAAAAUUGCAAAGCAAUAUUGAGAGUUUUAUUUACGUCUUAAUAUUUAAUAUUUUUAAUAAAAUUUAUAGAAAAAUGUUACGUAGGUUGUUCUCAAUGCAGUAUAUAAGUUGCACUAAAUAUGAAUCUGUAAAUGCAAGAUGUUGCUUAAUUGUUUAAUUGUCUUCUGUAACAUGUUUAUUUUGAAACACUCGACAACUAUUAGGGCUUUGGUUCCCAACCAGUACCAUCAUGCAAGAAAGGAUUUGAAAAAAUCAAAUGUGAGAUAAAAUUGAAACAGGCCUCUGCUGUGUGAGAAACAGGACUCUGCUGUUGCUUUUUGCUUUUCAACGGUGUAAACAAACACUUAAAUACAAACUGUUUAAGAUCAGUAGAGAGAAAGACAAUUUCAAAAGUAUAUUUUACAUGUUUAUUAAUACUUAAAUUAUUUUCAUGUUGAUGAAGUAGAGUAAAUGUACCUCAGACUGAAACAUUGUAUUAGAAAGUGUUAUGAUGCUCUGAAAUCAUAUCACUUAAGUCAUAUUUUGUUAGUAAAUACAAGGUUUUUUUUUUUACAAUUACUAAUUUUUACUUGCACAUUGAGUGAAUGGUUUUAUAGAUUCAGAUUCAGUUGCAUUUGCUCAUUUAAAAAUGUAAAUCAUUGAUUUGAAUAGCUGCAAUUUUUAUUCUCUUCUAGGGCAUUUCACUGAAAAAAGAGUUACCAAAGUUUGACAUUAACAAAUGUUUCUUUGACUGUAAAAUUGAACAAAGGGCACAUACCGAUAGCACCAGCAUAAAAACUCGAAAUGUGUCAGGACACUAAACACAAAGCUACUUUACCAAAAUAUGUUAACACCAGCAUUUGUUCUGUGACCUUUUCUGUCUCCUUGUUUCUGACAGGCAAAAGAUCGUUAUAUUGUGCAAGAUCAUUGUGAAAGAUCAUUGUGCAAGAUCAUUGUGCAAUGUCUUUCACCUUAAUUAGUUUUAAAUCUUAAGCUUUAAUUGUAUCCCUCUAUGGUACACACUUCAAAGAACAACAAACAAAAUGCAUCCAUGAAUUUGUAAUGAAUUCGGUCCCAGAAACACAAAUUUGAUCACAGUGUUCAAACAUGCAUUGUACCAUAACUAUUGGACAGCAUUAGAAUAAAAAAUUAAAAAAUUAUAAAAAAUAUAAUUCAAAUUAAAGUGUUCUGAUUUACAAAUAAACUUCUUAGUAUCAUUUCAAGAAAACAUUUUAGCAAUACAUUUUA